AUGUCAUAUUACCUUAUUGGUACACCCACAAAAAUAGGAAUGCCUUCACUUCCAAGAAGAGGAAAGAUUAGCAGGAUUCUGCAAGGUGGUAAAAAUUCUAUUUAUGAUUGUGAUGAUUUUAACCUAAUAUUAUAUUUUGGUAAUGGCGAUUUGAUUUUAGAUGGUGUUAAUGGAAUUUGUGAUAAAUCUGUUUAUGAAUUUUGUCUUUUAAAUGAUGAUGAAAAAUGUUUUGAAGCCGAAGAGCUGGAAAUUUUUAGUGUAAAUGUUUAA
Molecule: messenger RNA, 270 nt
Organism: Funneliformis caledonium
Lineage: Eukaryota; Fungi; Glomeromycota; Glomeromycetes; Glomerales; Glomeraceae
Source: the annotation of a GenBank genome assembly